Messenger RNA from Castor canadensis (American beaver), 1167 nucleotides. The record is from RefSeq and is a predicted model, not a curated record. Lineage: Eukaryota; Metazoa; Chordata; Mammalia; Rodentia; Castoridae.
AUGCUCAAGCCCAAGGACCUGUGCCCGCGAGCGGGUACGCGCACUUUCCUGGAGGCCAUGCAGGCUGGCAAAGUGCACUUGGCCCGCUUCGUGCUGGACGCGCUAGACCGCAGCAUCAUCGACUGCCGCGCAGAGCAGGGCCGUACCCCGCUUAUGGUGGCCGUAGGGCUGCCGGACCCCACGAUGCGCGCGCGCUUCGUGCGACUACUGCUCGAGCAGGGUGCGGCCGUGAACCUGCGGGACGAGCGCGGCCGCACGGCCCUCAGCCUGGCAUGCGAACGAGGUCACCUGGACGCCGUGCAGCUGCUGGUGCAGUUCAGCGGCGACCCCGAAGCCGCCGACUCCGCGGGCAACAGCCCUGUGAUGUGGGCGGCGGCGUGCGGCCACGGGGCGGUGCUCGAGUUCCUGGUGCGCUCCUUCCGUCGCCUCGGCCUGCGCCUUGACCGCACCAACCGCGCCGGCCUCACCGCGCUGCAGCUGGCCGCUUCCCGCGGCCACGGAACCUGUGUGCAGGCCCUCACCGGGCCCUGGGGCCGGGCCGCAGCUGCCGCGGCGGCCCGGGGCUCCAACUCCGACAGCCCUCCUGGCCGCCCUGCCCCGGCGCCCAGCCCAGAGCGUCGACGACCCAGCCCCCGCCGCCUACCACGGCCUCUCCUGGCGCGCUUUGCGCGAGCGGCGGGCGGCCACGGCCACGGCCACGGUCACGGUCAUGGUGGCGAGGUUGGCUCAGCCGGUAAGGGCUCGGGCCGGCACCGGGCACAGGGCAGCGAGCGACCCGAGCUGGGCCGGAGCAUGAGCCUAGCGUUGGGUGCCAUGACCGAGGAGGAGACGGCACGCCUACGGGCUGGGGCCCUGAUGGCCCGACCAAACUCACCCCAGUCUUCGGGGACUGGGCGGUGGCGCUCACAGGAGGUGCUGGAGGGAGCGCCCCCAACCAUAGUGCAAGCUCCUAUCGGUCUUAGUCCCCACCCGGAGGGCGGCCCCGGCUCUGGCCGACUGGGUUUGCGCCGACGUUCCACAGCCCCAGACAUCCCUAGCCUGGUCGGGGAGGCUCCAGGGCCGGAGAGUGGCCCGGAGAUGGAGGCCAAUGCUCUGCCCCUCCCGGUGUCCGAGCCAAAGCCUUGGCAGGCGGGCACCGAGGCUGUGGUGCUGCAUGCCCAGCGGUAA